CCGAACGGGGCGGGAGCGCGCGGAGCCGGCGGGGGCGGAGGGGUCCGCGGCAGCGGCGGUGGUGGCGGCAGCGCGGAGGCCUGGGGACCCCGACGCGCGGGCCUCAGCACGCGGACGCGGACGCGGCCUCGCACAGGAAGAACAUGAAUGGUUCGGAAAUGCUGCUGCCUGACACAGGAAGUUGGGAGGGCUCCUGGUGACAGAUGAAGAAGGCUGCAGAGGUGUGCAGUCAUCACUUCCUGGCACCAUCUGACCGGUGCGGUAUGGUCUCCCCAGGUAACUGGCGUGGGUGCCUUCGGCCAGAGCCCAGGACACAGGAUGCCCUCCUGCUGACUUCUGCCUUAAUGUGAAUGAGUCACAAGGGACAAGGUCUGUGUGGCCAGCCCUGUGUAAACACCUGAAGGGCACGCCCUCCUCCAAGGACAAGGGAGGCUGGGUAGGGGAGAAAAAAGUGGACAGAAGUGGAAUCUGAUCCAGUGCCAGGAAGCCUGUGACAGGAAGCCAGGCGGCUGCAGGAUUUGGCCCACCAUGGAGAACGCAGUGGCUUGCGUCCUCUGCCCAGGAGAGGACAGCGCUCGCGGGGCACCAGGAGAGGGCAGCCUGCUGCUGCAGGACACGACCGCAGGGGAGGGCUCUGCAUCUGCGUCUCUGUCCCAGUCGCAGGCACAGACACCCUGCAGUUUGCGCGCGUCCCUGUGUUUCAGCUCUGGGGAAGAGUCCCCGCCGCAGUCGAGCACCGCUGCCUCUCAGGACUCCGCGGCAUCCCCGCCCUCACGCGUAGUACAGACGCAGUGGGCGGUCAGCAGCGCGAGCGCCCUGUCGCUAGAGGAGCCUGUGUCGCAGGAGGAUCCUGUGUCCCCGGAGGAUCCCGCGCGCCUGGAAGAGCUCCUGUCCCCCCAGGACCCUGAAUACCAGGAGGAGCCUGCAACCCCUGAGCCCGCGCGCCAGGAGGGGCUUGUAGCGUCUUUGGAAGAGCUCGGGGAGCCCCCGCCUGUGCCCUCCGGUGACGGGUCUGUGCACGGGGAGCCUGACCUGGUGCUCGAGGUGUGCGGCUACCGGCUGCGCGCGCACAAGGCUGUGCUGGCUGCGCGCAGCGACUUUUUUCGUGCACGCGCGUCGCGGGACGUGCUGCGCGUGCAGGGCGUGAGCGCCGAGGCGCUGCGCCUGCUGCUGGCUGACGCCUACGGUGGGCGCAUGGCGGGCGUGCGCCCCGACAACGUGGCCGAGGUGGUGGCUGGGGCGCGCCGCCUACAGUUGCCUGGGGCCGCGCAGCGCGCCACCGACGCCGUGGGGCCGCAGCUGACUCUGGACAACUGCUACGAGGUGUUGAGCGCAGCUAAGAGGCAACGGCUAUCUGAGCUGCGCGACGCCGCCUACCGCUUCAUGAGCGACCGCUACCUGGAGGUGCUUCGGGAGCCCACCGUCUUUGGGCGCCUGUCCGGUGCCGAGCGCGACCUGCUGCUCCGCCGCCGCCUGCGAGCCGGCCGCCCUCACCUGCUGGCCGCCGCGCUUGCGCCUGGGCCGGCCGGGGAGCGCGCCGGGAGCCGCCCGCAGAGCCCCUCGGGGGAUGCGGACACGCGCGGGGAUGCGGCCGUUUACUGCCUGGAGGCAGGCGGCUGGCGCGCGCUCACGCGGCUGCCCGAGGGCGCGGCUGCCCGCGGCUGUGCCCUGUGCGUGCUCUACAACUACCUCUUCGUGGCGGGGGGCGUGCUCCCCGCGAGCCCCGACGGCCGCGCGCGCCCCUCGGAUCGUGUCUUCCGUUACAACCCGGCCACCGACCACUGGGCUGCCGUGAGCCCGCUGCGCCAGGCGCGCUCGCAGCUGCAGCUGCUGGCCUUGGACGGUCACCUCUACGCUGUGGGCGGCGAGUGCCUGCUCAGCGUGGAGCGCUACGACCCUCGUGCCGACCGCUGGGCAGCCGUGGCGCCACUGCCCCGGGGUGCCUUCGCCGUGGCACACGAGGCAGCUGCCUGCAAUGGCGAGAUCUACGUGUCCGGGGGCUCGCUGUUCUACCGCUUGCUUAAGUAUGACCCUCGGCGCGACGAGUGGCUUGAGUGCCCGUGCAGCCGCAGCCGCGAGCGUUCGGCAGACAUGGUGGCGCUCGAUGGCUUCCUCUACCGCUUCGACCUGGGCGCGGCGCGCGGAGGCGAGGAAAGUGCGGCGGGGCUAGGCGCCGUCAGUGUGUGGCGCUACCACUGUCUGGCCAAGCAGUGGAGCCCCUGUGCCGCAAGCCCACCGCCCUGCGCGCCUAGCCUGCAGUCCUUCCGCUGUGCUGCACUGGACGGCGACAUCUACUGCGUGAGCCGUGCGGGCACCUGGCGCUUUGUGCAUCCACGCGAUGGCGAGCCCGACGGCCACUUUGAGCUAGAGCCCCUCGCGGGAGCCCUGGACGUGCGUGGUGUGCUGGUCCCUUUUGUUCUCAAUCUGCCAGAGCAGCCUUCGGACCCUGGGGAGCAGGGAGCUGCCUAGGUUGGGCAGCCAGAAGAUGGCCCUGGGGCUGGGGUCUCAGGCAGGAAAGGGGGUGGAGGAGAGGGAGAGAGAGUAGGGAGGGCUGCUACCCUCUGUGGCCUUGGCCUGCGAUGUAGACACGUGCUGUGAGGGUAGGUGCUUUGCAGUCUGUUCUGUUGUAAGCACCAUUGCUUCUCUCUUAUGCAGUUCUUUCUGCUUCUGUUUGCUUAGUGGGGCCCAUGGUGUAAGGGGUAGGAUGUGAGCAAAUGGCCCCGGACAAGAGGCACGGGCUGCCUACAUGUGGAAGUGGGGCUCACAUGAGCUCGGGGUACACCGAGGGGCCCAGGUGCGCUCCAGCCUGCUCUCCUGCGAGAUGAGGGGCUGUGGACCUGCCCCGGGGGCUCCUCUCACUGAAGUUUCUCACCAUUCUGGCUUUCUGUUUCACUUUGGCUUGAGACUUAAAAGCAUAAUCGAUGAGCUCUGUGAUUUAGUAAAAACUCUUGCUGCUGUCUGCUCAAGUUUGUGGACUGACAGGUAUUUGUGGUGAGGUCCAUGGUCACCAGUGUGAUGUAGUGCCUGAGCAGUGGAGGCCUGGGGGGUACAGUCAGUCCCUGCUGAUGCAGGAUAUGGGUGAGCACCAGUGAUAGCCCUGUGGCUGCCAUCCUGGGUCUCUGGUGAGGAGAUGUCCAGCCAGGCAGACCAGUGGCUGCAUCCUGCAGGAGGCCGGACCUGCUCGCUGGCCACUGCUGUUAGGAGGUGCUAGAAGGUACACUGUUGCUCAGAGGAGCCUUCUGCAAACAGCACAGACACACUUUGCAUUCGAGUUUGAAUUGCAUGAUUCUGAUUGCGGGUCUGGAUUAUGAAUCCAGUUCAUUUUUUUUUGCUCUAAAUGGUGAGGAUUCUUUGAGAUGAACACACUGAGAACAGACAUGAGCGUGGUUUGCUUGUUACCUGGUGGUGGGCAUUGGCAUCUCUGUAGAAAUCAGUGGGUAAUUGGGAAAUCGGGUGCACUUCCUGGACAGUUUAUGGUUGUGAAAGGUCUCUGCUAAGUUAAGUGUGUUUAGAAAUGGUCAGCUCGACUCGCAUGCAUAACCCGGGGGUGGAAUUUAGGGUUUUGGCCAGUGUUUUCUGGGGGCUUGUAAGCUUGCUGUGAUUAUUCAUGAGCCAGGAGGAUAGGUUGGCUGCCUGGUUAAUCAUCUUAGGAAAGAAAAACAGACUUUGCUUGCCUAACUUUAUUGUCCUUUUAUAGCAGUAUGCUGGAGAAAUGGGAGUAGAAGAAAUAGGUAGAGAAAAGGAAACAGAUAAUGCUGUUUUAAGGAAAGUACAUUUUAUAUUGUUGUGAUUUUUUCUGUAGAAUUUUAUUACAGAUGCUAAAAGUGUUUUUAUAUGAAAUGGAUUCAGACUAAUAUUUUCGUUCUUUAAUAUCAAGUCCACGCAAUACUCUCGAUAGGGCAUUUCCCAAGGAGUCUUGCUGGGGUGUUCACUGUUGGGACAGUGGCCACGGAGAGGACAGGGAAAUGGCGCUGGUUAACCACUCGGCACCAUGCUGGAGAUGCCCUGCCUGUUACUUUCACUUCUCUGAAGCGAACAGUGCCUGCUGCAGUCAGCAGAUCCUCCUGUGGGCCCUGGGAUCCCGGGGGCUCCUGAGAUCUCGUGCAGGAAACCUGAGGGGCGGGAGGGAUUAUCAUUACCGCCUGUUGUGCAAACAGGUAGAAUAGUAUGUAUCAGAUUUCUAGACAGUAAUAAGCUGAUGAAAAUGGGAUAAGAGGCCCUGGCAGGUCACAGCACCAUUGGAUUUUGUUUUGGGGCCAGCCGCUGGGUGUGGAUGGAGCAAGGUCUGUGCUCAUCAAACUAUCGGAAAAGCCACAUCCACCAACUACAGAUCUGGGCACUGUGGGGGAGGUGGCCUGCUGGGACAAGCCCCCUGGUGUCCAGCUGGGCUGGCCCUGUCCCAGGACAGUGGGAGUGGACAUGCUCAUGGCUCCAGGCAGUGAUUGGAGAGGGCCAGUGUGUGUGCAGCUCUGGUAUCCCCAAACAGAGCCCAUCGCAGAGAGAAGGCCAUGCACCCGAAGCUCAGCUUCCCAAUUAGCUGUCAGCCAGACAUCCCCUGGGACCCACAGGAAGGUGCUGUGUGCUUUUUUAUUUCUGGUCCGUUGUCACGCUCUGGCCUGAGAUCUUGUCCACACCAGCCACAGUGCCCUCUCCUUUGCCUUUAGGAGAAUGAAACUCGCUGUGGACAUUCCUUUGCAACUUAGUUAAAACUCAUUACCAGUUUUACUGUGUAUUCUAAGCAAGCAGAGGAUCAUCUGUUCCACUUCUGUUAAUUUCUAGUGUGCUUUAGUAAUUCUGGUCUCAGGAAACUUCCUGUGAAAUGCGGAAGCAGGCUGGCUGUUUUUGAGGUUUUUUGCUUUGAGCUGAAGCCAGGAUCCCACAAUCACGCGUGGCCCCUCCCGCCUUGCUUUCUGUAGGUGUUUUCCUUAGCUUUCAGGAAGUUCUAUUUUGAAGUUAAAUGCCGGUUUUUUUAACUUUCCCCUUUCCUCCAGAGUAUUAUUCUCAGAAGACUGAUGACUUGAGCUAAAACUGUGCACAUUCUAGGUGCACCUGGCUUUCUCCCUGCAAUCACAGCCUUUGCGCUUCCCCACGUCCGCCAAGGGGCCUAGACCUCACAGAGUUGAUUUGAACAGCUCUGCGGGCUGACUGGAGGUGAAGGAAAAGUGUGGGUGUGCUUUACAUGCGGGUGAAGCUCCACCAGUGCUUGGUGAAUCGCUAAUAGGCACUAACUAGAACUCACUGGCUGUCUUUUGUCACGAUGAGCUGUUUAAGAUAGAGUUCCAGCCUGCUCUUCCGUGUGUGUAGCUAAUGUGUUUACUAAUGCUUGAGUUUUAACCUCCUGAGCAUCAAUGCUGUAAAACCUCAUGUGUGUCAACAUGUGCAGAAUGAAAUAAAGCGUGUGGAAGAGG
Messenger RNA from Cavia porcellus (domestic guinea pig), 5408 nucleotides. RefSeq names its product kelch repeat and BTB domain containing 11 (gene Kbtbd11). NCBI's taxonomy places the organism in Eukaryota, Metazoa, Chordata, Mammalia, Rodentia, Caviidae. The coding region runs from base 529 to 2469 and encodes 646 amino acids. The transcript is spliced from 2 exons. Gene Ontology annotation, molecular function: protein binding. The record is from RefSeq and is a predicted model, not a curated record.